Molecule: messenger RNA, 2949 nt
Organism: Heterostelium album PN500
Lineage: Eukaryota; Evosea; Eumycetozoa; Acytosteliales; Acytosteliaceae
Product: IscS subfamily cysteine desulfurase
Exons: 5
Coding region: 1-2949 (982 amino acids)
Biological process (GO): [2Fe-2S] cluster assembly
Cellular component (GO): cytosol; mitochondrion; nucleus
Molecular function (GO): pyridoxal phosphate binding; cysteine desulfurase activity
Source: RefSeq, a predicted model, not a curated record
AUGAAUUCAUUGGUAAAGAACACUUUGAGAUUCACCACCACUGGUGGUAGCUACAGAACUGCAGCAUCGACCAGUUUCUCUGUAAAUAAUGUUGUUCGUAGCAAUUUGAAUCAAAAUUGUUUAAAUAGAUCAUAUGCAACUAUUUCAACACCUAAUACAUCAAAAGAUAGUUUACAACCAAUUUAUUUAGAUAAUCAAGCAACUACACCAGUUGAUCCAAGAGUAUUAGAUGUAAUGCUGUCUUUAUAUACAGAGAACUAUGGUAAUCCACACUCAAAGACACACGACUAUGGUUGGAAAUCGUCGGACUACGUAGAGAACGCAAGACAACAGGUGGCCAGUUUGAUCGGUUCCGAUCCAAAGGAAGUCAUUUUCACCAGUGGUGCAACAGAGUCUAAUAACAUCGCUUUGAAAGGUGUCGCUAGAUUCUACAAGGAGAAGAAGAAUCACAUCAUCACAACCGUCACCGAACACAAGUGCGUUUUGGAUUCAUGCAGACAUCUCGAGCAAGAAGGUUUCAAAGUCACCUACUUGCCAGUGUUGUCGAAUGGUUUGAUCGACUUGGCACAACUGGAAGCCGCCAUCACUCCACAGACUGUCUUGAUUUCCGUCAUGGCGGUCAACAACGAGAUCGGUGUCAUUCAGCCACUCAAGGAGAUUGGAAAGCUCUGUCGUUCCAAGGGAAUCUUCUUCCACACCGAUGCGGCACAAGCCGUCGGUAAGAUCCCAAUCGAUGUCAACGAGAUGAACAUCGAUCUCAUGUCGAUCAGUGGACACAAGGUAUACGGCCCAAAGGGUAUUGGCGCACUCUAUCUCCGUCGUCGUCCCCGUGUCAGAAUCGAGGCGAUUCAGAGUGGUGGUGGACAGGAGCGUGGUAUCAGAUCGGGAACGGUGCCAGCAACAUUGGUCACUGGUUUCGGUGCUGCCUGCGCCAUCUCACAGAACGAAAUGCAAAGAGAUGCAGUGUGGAUCAAGUUCCUCUAUGACCGUCUGCUCAAAGGCAUUCAAGAAUCGAUUCCUCAUGUAAAGAUCAACGGUGACACCGAACACCGUUACUAUGGUAAUUUGAAUAUUUCCUUCAGUUAUGUCGAGGGUGAGUCACUGCUGAUGGCCAUCAAAGACAUUGCUUGUAGCAGUGGUAGUGCAUGCACUUCGGCAUCACUCGAACCAUCUUACGUGCUCAGAUCGCUAGGUCUCGAAGAAGACAUGGCUCACUCAUCGAUCCGUUUCGGAAUUGGAAGAUUCACCACAGUCGCCGAAAUCGAUUUCACCAUCGAGCUACUCAAGAAGCAUGUACAAAGAUUGAGAGAUAUGAGUCCACUAUGGGAGAUGGUACAAGAAGGUAUCGAUCUCAAGACAAUUAAUUGGAAUCAAGUAAUGAUUCGUGAACAUCAUGAAAGUAUUGUGUUAGCGAGCAAAAAAAUCAUUACACUUGCAGUUGGUUCUUUAGUUAUUAAAAAUAAAAAUAAUUAUUAUCAAAAGUAUCUUUGUUGUCCAGUCAAACCAUAUGAUGUCAAUAAAUUUAUAAACUAUGCUUUGGUUUGUAAAGAUUGGUUCGAUAUCAUAUCAAAGUCAAUGUCUUCAAAAUAUUUAAUAGACUUAUACAACUCUGAGUAUGAAAGUCUUUCCAAUUUUUUAAAUCAUUCAAUUGGUCUUCUUUCAAAACCUAAGUCGAUAUGUCCUAUCAACAAUAUCAAAGAUCUAUACAUUCUUGAUAACUUUGAUAAUCCCUACACUAAAAUCCCACAUGUUAGCAUAUUCAUUUCAAAGUUUGAUCAUCUGGAGCGAUUGAACAUAAACACUACCAACAUGGGAUCAAUCAAAGAGAUCAUAGAAAUAAAACCCACAAUCAAAAUUCAUUUAUAUCUCAAUUCAAUGAAUUACGGUGUUGAUCUCGAGUAUAUCGACUAUUCGGUUUUAGAACAUGUUACUAUGAACAUAGAUCACAAUUUUAAAGUCAUCGGUAUCUAUGGAGAACUUGAUUUUGAUUUCGAUAGUGUCAGAGUGUGUCGUGUCAAUACUCUUUACUUUGAGCAUAAUCAAGAUCAUUCUAGCCACUAUGUAUUGCACAUUCCAUACACCGAACUCUUUGAAAUCGAAUCACUCACAUCUAUUGAAAUUUGCAGUAACGAUUAUGUAGAUAUCAAAGAUUUAAAGUUAUUCCUUAACGAUCGUGUUGAAUCAAUGAAAUGUGCAACGGUACUCGGAUUAUUUGGUCAUGAUGUAAAUAACGAACUAGAUGAAUGUAGAUGUGUCUAUCAUGAAGAGGUAUAUUUCAAAGAAGAGGAAUAUGAAUAUCAAGAAAAUGAGUAUGAUCAAUACUAUAUUCAAAACCUAAUUAGCAAUAACAAUCAAACAAGUGAAUGGAUGGAGUUUUGUCAAAGACUUGCCAACAAUAAAACAUUGAAGAAUCUAUCAUUGUCAAACUUUUGUGUUAUUCACAAAAUCACAGAUCUAUCUAUAUUCAUUUUGGUCUCUGAUAACUUUGUUCAAUCUUUAUCAAUCAACACCACAAUUUCAAAGCUUGAAAUAUCAUGUGAUAUUCUGGAUGAAUCGUUUUACUCAAUGCUUGCAUCCAACAAGAAUACAACAAUAACAAAAUUAAAACUUUUUGAUCUCGAUUGUAAACAUCUUUUAUGGACUGCCAUCAUGCUGAAAUCUAACAAACACAUAACAAAACUAUCAAUUGAAUCAUUUAUUCAUGACUUCAAUUAUCAUCCAAGUGAGAUUUUGAAAGAAACUCUCAAAGACUUUAUUUUAACUCUCGAUUCAUCGUCUCAUCAACUCGUGUGUUCUACAAUCAGACUUUCCAAAAUGUGUUACACAGAAGAUGAAAGUUACUAUUUCUUAAAAAGUAUAUUAACUCGUACACAACCAAAUGUACAACUUUGUCAAGUGUUCGAUGAGCAGAACAUCAAUUGGUCGUCCGUUGCUAUAAAGGUUUAUUAG